Messenger RNA from Truncatella angustata, 2190 nucleotides. RefSeq lists its product as uncharacterized. Lineage: Eukaryota; Fungi; Ascomycota; Sordariomycetes; Amphisphaeriales; Sporocadaceae. The record is from RefSeq and is a predicted model, not a curated record. Gene Ontology annotation, molecular function: protein tyrosine phosphatase activity; phosphatidylinositol-3,4,5-trisphosphate 3-phosphatase activity. The coding region runs from base 107 to 2014 and encodes 635 amino acids. Gene Ontology annotation, cellular component: cell projection; plasma membrane; cytosol. The transcript has 2 exons. Gene Ontology annotation, biological process: cell motility; phosphatidylinositol 3-kinase/protein kinase B signal transduction; regulation of phosphatidylinositol 3-kinase/protein kinase B signal transduction.
CCAACAGCUAAACAUACACCUAAAGUCACGACAACGUGACGGUUUCUUGGACUGUGGAUUUCCCUUCUUUAGACUUGAUACCCGGAAAAUCCUCUCCAGCAUUGCUAUGGCUUCCAUACUACGACAGAUUGUGGCCGGCCCCCGUGCGAGGCACCCCGAGGCCGGACUUGACCUCUGCUAUGUGACGGACAAUAUUAUCGCUACUUCUGGUCCCUCGGAUACUUAUCCUCAGCGCGCCUACCGAAACCCCCUCGACCGUCUGGUCGCAUUCCUAGACGAGAAGCACAAGGACAACUGGGCAAUAUGGGAGUUCCGCGCCGAAGGCACUGGCUACCCCGACGAUGCCGUGUACAACAGGAUCAGGCAUUACCCGUGGCCGGACCACCACCCCCCGCCCUUUCGACUGAUACCCCUGAUCAUGGCCAGCAUGCGGAACUGGCUGGAGGGUAACGACUUGCAUGACGACACCGCUGCUCGGAACGCGCAUAAAGACAAGGACAGCAACUUGGUUGGCAAGGUGAUAGGGCAUUGGAAGGACAUGAACAAGAACAACCCUAGAGUCAUCGUGGUCCAUUGCAAGGCCGGCAAGGGAAGGAGUGGGUCGACUGCGUGCAGUUUUCUGAUUUCCGAGUGCGGGUGGAAGCCCGAGCAGGCCCUGGCCCGGUUCACAGAGAGACGGAUGAGGCCCAAGUUCGGACCAGGUGUCAGCAUACCGAGUCAACUGCGCUGGGUAGGCUACGUGGAUCGGUGGACGAAGGGCGGCAAGAAAUACGUCGAUCGCGAGGUGGAGAUCUUGGAGGUCCAUGUGUGGGGACUGCGGAACGGCGUCAAGUUCGCCGUCGAGGGCUUCGUCGAUGAGGGAAAGAAGAUUAAAGUCUUCCAUACGUUCAAUAAGAAGGAGCGUCAUGUCGUCGAGGGGGAUCCGCCAGGUAGUACAGGCAUCAUGGAUACCUUCUAUGAUAUGGCCGGUUACGGCACCAAUCCAUCCGGUGAUGCACCUGGCUUGUCCCCCGAAAAGGAGCGCGAGGUCAUCAACGAUGCCAGGGAACCGAACACCCAGAACGAGCCCGCGAGCGCGACCACCCAAUCUGAAUCUAACAGCCCCGUCACGCCUAGUUCGAGCACGUCUAAGCUGAGUAAACGAUACACGAAACUGAUCGAAAGAACGCCUUCGACCUCGGGUAUUAGCCGCUCCAAGUCGAAGAAGGAGAAGGCCAAAGAUAAGAUCAGGUCAUCCGCAUCUGCCAGUUCAUCGACUUCCUCCCUCAACAAAGCCAGCGUGGAUACUGAACCCGGCGGCAAGGCCGUCAUAUUCAAGCCUCUUGAGCCCGUCCGCGUCCCAACAAGUGACGUCAACAUAACUGCAGAACGCCGCAAUCGCGCGCCAUCUUCCAUGGGACUAACCAUGGUGACAGCGGUCGCCCACGUCUGGUUUAACGCUUUCUUCGAGGGCAACGGCCCAGAACAGGACGGCAAACCUGAAGAGGAAGGCAUAUUCGAGAUCGAGUGGGACAAGAUGGACGGAAUCAAGGGCUCAUCGCAGAGGGGGACGAAGGCCAUGGAGCGCAUAGCCGUGGUCUGGCGGUUCGCACCCUUGCAGGAGACACAGGCCGAGCCCAUCAUUGUUGAGCCAGAUGUUGGGGAACCGGUGCCGCAGAUGGAGCCGGCCAACUGGAAAGGAGGCAAUGAAGUAGACCCCGGGCUGGAGAAGAAACUGGGCCUGCGUGUCCAAAGCCCGGACUCUGCAAGUGUUAGCCAAGCAAGCAGCAUCAAUGAGCAGGUCGCGGGUCAUGGAAAAGCCGGAGAUGAAGACGACUUGGAUUCGUUGAGCGGAGUCAAGAGCGACAUUGGCGGUGCACCCAGUGAAGCCUCGGCCGAGGAAGUCGGAGAAGACCAACAGUAUCGCGGUAGGAAGGGCAAGGAGGUCAGCGAGCACGACAAGCUGGCGGCUUAUAAGGAGAAGCUUCCUAGCCCCGAGGGCUCAGAAGGCGCUGGAAAUGGUGCACAGAAGUAAGAGAAACUGCCGGGUCAGGCCUUCUGGUGGUGACGAGAUAGGUAGCAUUCUCUGGUAUUGUAGCAGGCGUUGUGCGAUUACUGGUGUUAGACGAUAUUGGCAUCUGUAUUUGUAUUGAGCGACCUCCCCGAAAGCAUGAGUUUCGACUCGCUUUUUUGAUACCACUAUAUCUUGUU